AUGUACACCUUGGAUACGAGAAUGUACGAUAUGAAAAGUAAAACUGAGACAAUGGAACCGGAAAUAACUGCUGGUCCCAUCGGGCAUUUGCGGCAGUGCCGACCAUUACACACUUUACCUCGCUUACAUGAUUUUGUACCUCCAACCUGUCCAGCUCAAUUUCAUCAUCGACUCGUUGUUGCAUCAAAGUAUAACAUAGCGGUGGCCUUAGCAAAUAAUCAUGAGCUUGUUGCCUUCCGCAACUCUGCGCUACAUCAGCCACCAAGUGGAAUCAUUGGCGAUGCAAAAAUUCAGACAAAAAUUACAUGUUUAGAUUCAAAGGUAGAAAUUGUAAGCAUAGGAUUGAAUGCUGAUGAAACUUUCCUUGGAGUGCUCGGUAGCAACCCUCAAGGCUGCUUCGUUUUCAUAUUUGACAUUUUAACAUUGUCUGCUGACGUUCCUGGGGAGGCUUUUCCUAUAUCAACUAUUCGAGUUGGAAAUUCGGUCUCUAAAGGACUCGCGUUCGAAUGGAACCCAGCAAUAUCGGAUAUGUUCGCUGCUUCAGACAACGAGAGAACGUUGAGUGUAGUCAGGAUCGAUCCACAGAAUUCUUCAAAGUACAGUAUGAUUGGCGAGAAAAAAUUAGAGGCAAAUAUUAGUGAGAUCUCAUGGAGUCCGAAAGGAAAGCAGCUGGUCGUUGGUGAUGUGCGCGGCAAGAUCUACCAGUUAAAGCCGGAGCUCGAACUCGUUCGUACUACAAAUGCGCCUGAAAAUGCUGGAAAUGUAUUGGUGAUAAAUCUGAGCUGGCUGUCUACUACGGAUUGGCUGGUAGCGUAUUCUAACCCGGAAAUGACAAGCAUUGCAGCUUUCAUGUUGAGCAUCAAAAAGGACAAGCCACCGUCAUGGACUCCAGUCAACUUCUCAUCUCUGUCCUCGUUGGGGGUAACAAGAAGACUUCUAGUGGACUGGAACGUUGCUCUGGUCGUUUCACCUAGCUCAGCUGAUCUAGUAGCGAUAUCGAAACCUGCAAAUGCCUGGACCACCACUGGUAUAGCAUCUUUACCUCAACCAUCUAACACAAAAUUUGCUAUUGGGGUUGCCGUGGAUCUUUCAAAUCAGGCUAUGGUUACUAUAGGAGACGGCUCCUCACGACGCCUUCCUGUUGUUAUGUUAUUGUACAGUGACGGUUCAGUGCUCUCUCUUCAACUUGCACCACCUUCGAAGGACUAUCCUGAUUGUAAUGUAGCACCAGUUGCUGUCGACGCGAGCAAGAUUACUAAUGGACUCCGUCCAACGACUGUGAUUGCCGCAACUCCUAGCGUAAUAACGCAAGCACCGUCGUCGCUAGCUUCUACACCACAACCCACGCCCUUCUUAAGCGCAUUCGCUACGAAAACUAAUGAACCGUCAUCUCAACCGUCUGCUACUUCUUCUAUUACAAAUUCAUCAUUCGGAGUGUUUGGCGGAGCACAAUCACAACAAUCGGUUGCUAGUGCACCGGCUGCUGCAGCGCCAAGUUUUUCAUCUAUUGCUGGGGCACCUCCGACUGCACCGGUUUCUGCCCAGAAGCAGGGUACAGGCACUUUGUUCAGUGGUUUUCAAGGUUUAGGAACACAACUGAAUGCUACUACAACGCAGCCGGCAACCACUCCGCCAACAGGUUUGGCAGGUGUCGGAAAAGCUGCUGCUGGAGUUGCUGCUCACACUCCAGAAAUGAAACCUGUGAUUUCAUUCAAUGCAUCACUGGAUCAAAAAGGUCCCUCUACCACGCCAAUUAAACAGGUUGCUGAUGCUGCUGAGGCCACGAAAAAUGCUAUAGCUGCAGCACGAUCAUCGGCUAGAACGGCCAUAGAAACUUUCAGUAAUGAUUGGCAUAACUUUCAUGAGCUGUUACAUUCGUUUUGCAUUAAUAUGCAAAAAGUCGAAAGUAAUGUUGAUGAAGCAGUGAGCGCUUUGACUCAUGCGGAUAAUGCAGAAACAGUUGAGGAGAUUCAGCGAAUGGUUAUACAGUUGGAUGAUGAGCUCCAAGAUAUGUUAGCCAUGUUGGCAGAUAGAAAGGUUACUGUCGAUGAAAGGAUGGCGUUAGCAAAAGAAUGCAAAGAUUCGCAGUUGAUUUUCGGGCCUUCGGUAGAUCCGUUUGAGAGGCUUCAGUCUGAACGAGUUCUACAAAAAUAUGAGGACUUCACUCUGAAACUUCAUGAAGCCAAAAAACUAUUGGCGGAUACGAAGAAGAUUUCAACAGUUUGUAAACCUCGACGUGUGACUCAGUUCGAUCCAAAAUUUGAAGGGCGUAUAUACGAAAGCAUGAAAAACUUGUCACGUUAUUCAUCAGCUAUACGAUUACGAGUCGAAGAACUGGAAAGGAAGGUCUUGUAUUUGACAUUACGAGCAGGGUUGGACUCCACAAGAGAUCACUCCGUGACUAACCUACACACGAGCGCAGCUACGUUAGCUGAUGCUCCAUCGGCGGUAUUCUCAUACGUGUAUCCGAGGCCAGUAAAACUGGAUCGUGGUGCAUCGAAAGCCGAAAUGAGAGCAAGAUUACUGGAAGUUUUGAGAUCAAAGAAAGACGUUAAAGCAACUAUCAAAAAGUUUGAAGCUCUUCGAUUUGACAGCGCACCUAGCGAUGACACCUUGAGUUCAUCGUUCCUCAAUGUCAGCAAUAUUGAAAGUAGUUUAACACAAAAGAUAGCGUCACCUCCAAGCAUCAAACCUGUCUUAGCAACCCGAAAUGCAAGCACCCAAGCAGACGCACCACCCCAAGCUCAACCGAAAGUCCCUGCUGCGACGAAUUUACCUCUCUCUUCUUUAUCAACAAAAUCUGAAACUGUCGCAGUAGCAGGUGCUGGCACUGCUACUCUAGUGGAUAAUAAGAAAACAACCAGCACUAAUAUUGCUCCUAUUGCAACAUCCACUCCAGCGACAUUCAAAUUCACCACGGGUCAAAGCAAACCUGGAGGUUCCUUAUUCUCGUCUGCUUUCUCUGAAAAACAACCAUCCGCUACUGCCACAGAAGAUAAACGCAGCCAAGAUGCAUCCCUAGCAAAACCUAAUGUCAGCCCAAUCACCUCAAAGCCGCUUUUCGGUGGUUCAUCUGCUGCUACCGCCCCGACCGCUGCGUCGCUAGCAUCGAAGCCUUUGUUUGGUACGACGGGAACAUCUGACAGCGAGAAGAAAGAUGAGAACCCUCUCCCAGUUCCCGAAAACAAAGCAUCCGUAAGUGAGGAAAAGAAGGAAGACAAGCAGGCACCUGUUUCUGGCACUGCAGCUGUCUCUGCUUCGGACAAGAAGGAUGAGAAGCCGUCGUCUCUGUUUGGUGGCACAGGAACACUAAAUGUCGAAAAGAAGGAAGAAAAAGUAACAUCGAUUUUUGGAGGAACCACCGUAAAUGCUACUUCAGAAAAGAAGGAUGAAAAGCCAACGUCGUUGUUUGGAAGUUUGGGUUCGAAUGUUGAAAAGAAAGACGAGAAGCCGUCUACUUUGUUUGGAAAAACUGCUACAUCUCUGAAUCAGGAACAAAAAGAAGCAAAGCCAUCAUCAAUCUUUGGAGGAGGCUCGGUUGCUCCAGCCGUUGACAAAAAAGAUGACAAACCACCCUCAAUAUUCGGAGGCUUAGCACAAACCGCGCCGAAGUCAAUUUUUGGAAAGGAUGUGUCUGUGAAAACCUCUGAGUCCGAGCAAUCAGCGGAACCUCCAGAAUCUGCAGCCUCGCAAGACGCAACCAAACCCAGUGUGUUUGGGUCACCCAAAGUCUUUGGCCAAGCCGAGACGAAAACUGAACAAGGGCCGGCUCAAACCAGCGCUUUUGGUAGCAUUUUCGGGUCGAAGCCGGCUGGAACAGCCACAGCUGUGACGACAUCAAGUCCACCCGCUUCUGUGACGUUUUCUUUCAAACCGAAGACUGCGGCAGAGAGCCAGCCAGCUGCCGCAAGUACUGCGUUCAGUUUUGGUUCUAAGCCCACGACUACCUCAUUAGGUUUUGCUGCUGCAGCUGCUUCAGCGGCCGCGACAGCCGACACAGAUGAGGGCAUGGAUGACGACGGUGCUGCUGGUGGUACAUCUCAGGCAACUAGUAGCAUUUUUGGAGGAGGUUUUAUGAGCUCGAGCGCAAACGCAGCUAAGAAUGUGUUUGGCAUGGGAACUAGUAACUUGCUGAAGAACGCAGCAGCAAAGCAGGAGACAAGCUCAAUCUUCUCCAAAGGAGGGCAGACAUCAGUCUUCGGCUCAGGCUCUCAGCCAUCGACAUUCGCCUCAGCGGCACAAAAAGCUGCUCAGUCAUCUUCUCCUAUAACGUCAUCGGUUUUUGGAUCAACUCCGAAAUUUGGUGGUCCACCGGUGUUUGGAGGAAAACCAGUGUUUGGGUCACCUACUCAAGCUUCAACCGCUUUUGGAGGAGGAUCCGCUACUAGUGGGGGAUUUUCAGCGUUUUCUGGCAACAAAAAUCUAUUUGGCGGAGUGGCUUCUAGUGGUGGUAGCUCGCUUUUUGGAGGCGGAUUGUCGAGUCAAACCCAACAAAAGCCGAGCUCAUUGUUUGGAGGAGGGCAACACGCCAGCUCGUUCAGCACUUGGCGUUAA
This is a messenger RNA of Haemonchus placei, 4554 nucleotides long. Lineage: Eukaryota; Metazoa; Nematoda; Chromadorea; Rhabditida; Trichostrongylidae. The record is from the annotation of a GenBank genome assembly.